UUAUAUUUUUCUCAACAACAUUUUUACAUCACGUUUUCCAAUCAAAGUCUUGUAACCUUGCGAUAUAUAUAUGUAUUUUCAUGUAAACAUCAAUACAAUUAAAACUUUUAAAGUCCUGAUUCCUGGUGUAAUGUAGAAAGUUGUAAUAGAACAGCAAAUUUACGCUUCAAAGAGGAGCAACCGUCGUUUGUACCAGACAGACAAACCACAAAUUUGAUCAAAUUACUAGCUAAGAAAUAUUUGGUGCCUGCUCAGAAUGGAAGAUAUGGCAGAAGAAGUUCAGUUCGUGGUGGACGAUGUCAGUAAAAUAAUUAAGGAAGCAAUUGAAGUCUCCAUAGGAGGUAAUGCCUACUCCCACAGCAGAGUGAACCAGUGGACGUCAAACGUUGUAGAGAGUUGUCUGGGAAAGCUAGUCGGUCUACAAAAGGCUUAUAAAUAUAUAGUUACUUGCACAAUAAUGCAGAAAAACGGCGCUGGUCUGCAUACUGCAAGCUCAUGCUAUUGGGACAAUGCAACCGAUGGCAGCUGUACCGUUCGCUGGGAGAAUAAGUCCAUGUACUGUAUUGUAUCGGUAUUCGGCUUGUCCAUCUAACUUUGCGUAUACGUAAUUUUUGUGUUUCAAAUUUUUAUCAGCAAAUUUGUGGUUGUAAUCUUUGAAAAAUUCCAGUUGGAUAACUUUCAACCUGUGGGUGUGAAGUAUUUAUGUCACUGUGUUUGUUUUACCUUUUUUGUUACACUGUGUCGUUUAUACACAACUACUUAAUUACAAGUAUUUCUAGAGUUGAAAUGUUUUUUCCGUGAUUUUUAAUCAAAUUUUAGUAAGUCAGCUAAGGUAAUGUUCUCGUCGUGAUGUACCUCUGCGUGAAAACUGUAUGGGACAUACGUUAUGUUGCAAAUGCUGUAUGAAUCAAUCGAUUAGUUUAUAUUAAAAAAUCUAUUUAUUUUUACUCAA
Messenger RNA from Copidosoma floridanum, 952 nucleotides. It is a transcript of the gene Dlc90F, whose product is annotated as dynein light chain 90F. The record is from RefSeq and is a predicted model, not a curated record. Gene Ontology annotation, biological process: microtubule-based movement. Gene Ontology annotation, cellular component: cytoplasmic dynein complex; cytoplasm. Gene Ontology annotation, molecular function: dynein intermediate chain binding. NCBI's taxonomy places the organism in Eukaryota, Metazoa, Arthropoda, Insecta, Hymenoptera, Encyrtidae.